CCCCACUCCAAGAGCUUCACUCUAGAGGUGGAAAGCGAGCUCGGAGGGUUGGUCGACGUGGCACCAAGGGACCCAACCCCCCCUGUAUUUACCAACAACAGGCGUCUACUUCCCAACACUGUACCGUCCUAACACACGGACUCGCUCAGAGAAAAUCUCUCCUCUACCUCGACAAAUAAAUGCCAAGAGAAACAACACGAGAGCCAGCAGAUAACGUAGCUCUGAAGAAGUGGAGCAAAAGACCAACAGUCGGACAAACACGUAGAGAAAAACCGCAAAAGCGAAAGGAUCGUCGCCGCUGCCUUUCUCAAUGCAUACCCUUUGUGCCCGGGGAACGAUGAAACCAGAGAUCAACGCCGCCGUCGGAUUUCUCUCGAGGUUUCUUCGGGUAAAAGGACACGUAAACGAUCGACAAGUCCAAACAUUCAACCAAAGCUUACAGGACAUUUUGUCAGAGCAAUAUAAGCACCACUGGUUCCCAGACAGGCCAUGCAAGGGUUCAGGUUACAGAUGCAUCCGUAUCAACCACAAGAUGGACCCACUGGUGGGCCAGGCAGGCCAGCGCAUCGGCUUGACCAUCCAGCAACUCUACCUGCUGCUGCCCAGUGAGCUCACGCUUUGGGUGGACCCCUUCGAGGUGUCCUACCGUAUCGGCGAGGAUGGCUCCAUCUGCGUCCUGUACGAGUCGCAGCCCUGCCCCGUAGGAAUGCCGUCGAUGGCCACCACCAGUUCCCCCUCAGGAAACAUCGGGUCAGGGGGCCCCAUGGUGGACAGUCACAUCAGCUGCAAGGAGGAACUGAUGGUGCUGGGCAGAUCCAGUCCCUCCAAAGCCUACAAUAUGAUGACUGUGUCCAGUUAAAGGGGCACGCCGUCACCCCGGCCUGCUUUUGUUCAGGGUCACACCAUGGCUGGUUGGGUCAUAUGACCAGAUCAGGGUGUGCCUUCUGAAGCUAAGAAUAUGAAAUGAAAUAGUGAAAGAAGAGAAAAAAAAAAAUGAA
This is a messenger RNA of Etheostoma cragini (Arkansas darter), 998 nucleotides long. It is a transcript of the gene btg1, whose product is annotated as B-cell translocation gene 1, anti-proliferative. Lineage: Eukaryota; Metazoa; Chordata; Actinopteri; Perciformes; Percidae. The record is from RefSeq and is a predicted model, not a curated record. The transcript is spliced from 2 exons. Gene Ontology annotation, cellular component: cytoplasm; nucleus. Gene Ontology annotation, biological process: negative regulation of cell population proliferation; negative regulation of mitotic cell cycle. Bases 311 to 859 code for a protein of 182 amino acids.